GUGGCAGCGCCCCCAUAUAAAGCCUUCUCCAACCGCACUGUUGCGAGAGUGGAACGAACACUCAGGCGAGCAGAGGCGAGGGCGAAAGAGCUCGAAGAACAGUGGCGCCAUAGCCUAUAAGGCACCUCAAGAACCGGGGAGACUUCACCUUGCCGAUUUUGUGCAUUUCAAUUGUAUGUAGCCAAAGAAUCGAGUAGUCGGGGAAGUUCGAACAAAAUGGUUAGCAAAAAAGAAAUGGAUGGCAGUGAUGAUGGUAGCAAUGAGAUGGUAUCUUCUGUUUCAACCCAAGAGAACGGAAGUAGGAAUAAGAGGAAGUUUUUGUCCGAAUUCCCGUUAGACAUUCCCGUAGAUUCACCGGCUCCGUCUCUGACAGAAUUCCCGAGAUACGAGUUAUUAGAGGAAAAGCUCCAUAACACGCUAAAUGAGUUUGCAUCACUUGACCUGCAGUCUGGGCAGACUAACGAGAAACGUGAAAUGGAAAGUUCACAAGUAGCUGAUUGGGACGAUCCGGUUGCAUGUGAGCUCGAGAAACUUCUAAUAAGUAAUCUUCAUGCAGCUUUCCGGAGUGCAAUCAAGAAGAUAGUUGAAUGUGGGUACAGCCAGGAACUCGCGGAAUUGGUUGUUUUGAGGAGUGGACUUUAUCAUGGCGUUAAGGAUGUUGUCUCGAAUGUUGUUGAUGGUGCGUUGGCUUUGUUAACAAAAGAAAGGUAUUUGGGUACUAGGUACCAGGUAUUCGAGGAGUUCGAUAGCCUAGUGGAGUACGCGAUCCUCGAGAUGAUCUGUGUGCUGAGGGAAGUUAAGCCGUUUUUAACCGUUGCUGAAGCGAUGUGGUACCUCUUGAUUUGCGAUCUGAACCUGUUACACGCAUGUGCAGUGAAGGGAGAUCCAUCGUGCGAGUUCUUUGGUCAAGUAAAUCACGGGGAGAGCUCGUCUGAUACAAAGGCUCCCCAGUCGAAAACCGAAGUUUCUAAAGCCAGUUCAAACAAUCAAAAAUCACAUCUUUUGAAAUCUUCCGUUACUAGCUCUCAAAACCCGCAGUCUAAAGCUGUUGCCGCGUCUCAACUACCGAAAAACUCGCGAUUUCGCGAAGUUGCGAUGACUGGGAAAGAAGGCUCGGUGUCCCUUCUGGAGAUGGAGGGGAAGUCUUUAGGUGCCGAAGAAAAAUCCGGCGGGGCUGGUCGAAAGGGAUCGUCACUUCUUUCCAAGAAAGAUCUCCUACGGCAAAAGGCGUUUCAUUUCGAGAAGACCUACAAAGGUCGUGUGGGUAAGGGGGGGCCCUCCUUUAAGGCCAAAUUUACUUCCUGGGGCAGCAUGGUUCUCGACAAAACCCUAAAUCCUCCUCAACCCGGUUCUUCUAGUACAGCAACGAAACUCACUUCCUCUAAGAUAAUCCCAUCUCCAAAGCCCCCGGGCAACACCUCAACCUCUUCCAGUUUGUCAAGUUAUUAUACCGGUAUCCCUUACGACGAAUCUCAGGGGAAAUACGUUGCUCAAAACGAGAAAGAUGAAAAGAUAUUAACGCUGAUUUCCUGCGUUCACAAGCUAGAGAAAGAAAUCACCGAUUUGUCAGAUUGUGCAGCCGAGAAGGUUAGGAUGGUUACUCGAAGGCUGAGCAAGGAUCAAGCCGAGUUGAGAACGUUGAGACAAGAAAAAGAAGAGGUCGAAAAAUUUCUCAAGGACAAGCAAACACUGGAGGAGAACACUUUGAAGAGGCUCACUGAAAUGGAGUACGCAAUAUCCAACGCUAGUGCCCAGAUGGAGAUGGCUAACUCCUCGCUUCAUAGGCUCGAAGCGGAACAUGCCGUGCUUCAAAAGAAGAUGGAGGCUGCAAAAUCGCAUUCUCUCGAGUCGUCUCGAAAAUCCCAGGAAGCCAUGGUGAGAGAGCAGGAGGCACUGAAGAAGUGUCAAGGUGGGGAGGCCGAGAAGAGCUUAUUGCAGGAAAAAUUCUCAGCUCUGAAAUGCGAAAGAGCUAACUUGGAGCAGCAAUUAGAGAAGGCUAAGAAACGGCUAAAACAGAUCGAGGCUCUUGCAGAACAGGAAAAGAAGGAGAAAGAAGAACAUGUUAGGCAGGCCAAAUUCCUGCAGGGUAAACGAGAGCGACUGGGAGCUUUGGCGAAAAUAGAGGAGGAUAAUAUUAGAGAAAAUGCAGAAAAAGAGAUGCAGAAGUGUAAAAAUGAAAUCGACAAGCUUGCAAGUGAAAUCUCUGUACGAAUAUUAGCGUCUGAAGCUUCAAAAAUAGAGGCACUCCGGAGGGGCAUUGGCUCGGGCUAUGGUAAGUUGGGGCCUAUGAUGAGGGAGGGAGGUGAAAAGCGAGAACGAGAGUGCGUUAUGUGUUUGACAGACGAAAUUUCGGUGGUUUUCCUACCGUGUGCACAUCAAGUUCUUUGCACGCAGUGCAACAUUCGUCACGAGAAGCAAGGAAUGAACGACUGCCCUUCUUGUCGAACGCCAAUCAAGACAAGGAUCAAUGUGCGCUAUUCUCCUUCCUAGACAAGGAUCAAUCCUUCUGGAGUUUAGAGGAUGAUCCCCAUUCCAUUUUCAACAGAAAUACAACAUUUGACAUAUUCAUCCAUUUAUGUUUUUUUGGGCUUUUAUUUUACGGCUAAAAGUAGAAUACUUGAGAAAAGAUUGAGAGAAACAAACAGACAGAUACACACUAGAAAGCUAUGCCCCAGUGGUGUAAGGGCAGUUGCCUUCUAGCCUUUGUAAAUGAUUUACCAGUCAGUCCUUCAAAUUCCCUGGCAACAGUUAACAGGAAAAAACUUUUUGUUUGUGUUCUUGGAGUUAUUACCAGAAUAAAAACAAAUAGAAAUUAUUUAUACA
Molecule: messenger RNA, 2823 nt
Organism: Ipomoea nil (Japanese morning glory)
Lineage: Eukaryota; Viridiplantae; Streptophyta; Magnoliopsida; Solanales; Convolvulaceae
Product: putative E3 ubiquitin-protein ligase RF298
Exons: 3
Coding region: 217-2490 (757 amino acids)
Source: RefSeq, a predicted model, not a curated record